GGACGUGGAAGCGGAAGCGCUGGGUCGGGGGGCGUUCUCUCGAGUCCGGGCCGCAAGUCCCAGACGCUGCCCAUGGAGGCGUCCAGCGAUCCGCCGCUGGAUGCUAAGUCCGAUGUCACCAACCAGCUUGUAGAUUUUCAGUGGAAACUGGGUAUGGCUGUGAGCUCAGACACUUGCAGAUCUCUUAAGUAUCCUUAUGUUGCAGUGAUGCUAAAAGUGGCAGAUCAUUCAGGCCAAGUAAAGACCAAGUGCUUUGAAAUGACGAUUCCACAGUUUCAGAAUUUCUACAGACAGUUCAAGGAAAUUGCUGCAGUUAUUGAAACGGUGUGAAGACGGAUUCUUUGGUUGAUAAAUUGCUAUCAUUCUAAAGUCAUGGACUUCACUUUCUGCAACAAAACCAAAUAAGGAUGGAACAUUUAUUGAAUGAAAAAUGCACUUUUGUUUUUCCAUUUUUUUAAAUAAUAAAAAUCAGACAAACAGGAAUUGGGUAGUGGUGAUCAAUGCACAACUUUGUGAAUGUGCUUUAUAAAAGUGAUAAUUAGACACUUUAAAGGAUGUACUUGGUGAUAAUGUGAAUGAUGUAAUCAGACUAACAAUUGAAUCAUUGCUGUUGGAGGCAGCACAAAUUUAUGUGUUACAACAGUAGUUUAAAAACUUGUACUGGAUGGAACCCAUUUUGUAAACAAUCUUAUUUGGAGUCAUGUAUAUAAAAAUAUAUAUAAAUUAGAAAAGUAGUAUUUGAUUAGGAUAACUUUACAAAUUCAAUUGUAUAGCCAUCACUUAUUAUAAUGGCAAUCAGAAGAGUGAGGCUUCUUUUUUCAAAUUUUGUAAUCAGAUUAAGAUUGACCAUUGCUCCUUCACACAGUAUUAGUCUGGCAUUCAAUUAUUUCUGUUAUUAAUGGUUGUAGAAAGUUCAAAUACAUACGCAGAGUUGGAAA
This is a messenger RNA of Gorilla gorilla gorilla (western lowland gorilla), 938 nucleotides long. RefSeq names its product COMM domain containing 6 (gene COMMD6). The transcript is spliced from 4 exons. NCBI's taxonomy places the organism in Eukaryota, Metazoa, Chordata, Mammalia, Primates, Hominidae. The record is from RefSeq and is a predicted model, not a curated record. Gene Ontology annotation, molecular function: NF-kappaB binding. Bases 73 to 330 code for a protein of 85 amino acids.